CAAUGUGCGUGACGUUGAAUAUGAUUUGGAUCACUUGGACGAGGUCGAUGCUAAGGUCGAGGUGAAGAAAGAAUGUGAAGAUAACAAAGAAGAAGACUCGAAAAUAAAUGCUGACUCAAGUGAAGAAGCUACGGAUGGCCAUCAAAAUCAGCAGCCGCCGCAACAAGGUGAUGAAGGUGGAUGCGAUACACAGAAGCGAGAUGGCAAUGCUCAUCCAAAUUUAUCAAAGAAACAUAAAUGCCACAUUUGCGUCUAUUCAACGCGAUGGAAAGGUGAUUUAAAUAAGCACAUGCUGAAACACACUGGCGAGAAGCCACAUGGAUGCGAUUUCUGCCCGAAACGUUUUACAAGCAAACAAAAUCUCCGUGCCCACAUGAAAGCUCACAUCGAAGAGUUUCUGUUCCAUUGCCCGGGCUGUUUGCAAGGAUUCGAUGGAAAAAACGGAAAGGAAGCUCACGAGGCCAAUUGCACGACUCGUCGCUACGAAUGUCAUUUGUGCAAGGAUUCUUUUGGAUCAAUAAAGGCGAAUCUGAUGAAUCACAUGUGUGUGCAUAGUGGUAACAAACCAUUCCAAUGCAACGAAUGCUUCAAACUAUUUGCACGAAAAAGUCAUCUUAAGGGACACAUGAAGGUUCAUGGUGGUCUACGUUCAUUCCGCUGUACCAGAUGUCGUCUGGGAUUCGUUCGCCAAGAUGAAAGAAAUGCACAUGAGGCGAAGUGUAAUCGCUGUUUGUAUGAAUGCUAUGUUUGUGGAAAGUCAUUUAGUUUCAACAAAUCCAAUUUGAUCGACCAUAUGCGCACACACUCUGGUGAUACGCCGUUCGAAUGUCAACGUUGUCUGAAGCAAUUCACACACAAAGUUAGUCUCAACAAACACAUUGUAUAUCAUACGAAGAAGCUCCCAUUCAAAUGUUCGAUCUGUCACCAAGGAUUCGCGAAGCAAUCUCAAUGCAAAGCUUAUGAAACAAACUGCAAUCGACGGUGCUAUGAAUGUCAUUUGUGCAAAAAAUUUAUCGGUUCAGUCAAAACAAAUAUGGAAAGACACAUGCGAACCCAUUCUGGCGAUAAACCGUUCCAAUGUGAGCUAUGCCACACCCAAUUCACCUCAAAAGGGAGCCAUCAGAGACACCUCAAUUUACAUCAAAAGAGAACCUUCAGGAACACAUAA
Sitodiplosis mosellana (orange wheat blossom midge) is the source of this 1168-nucleotide messenger RNA. RefSeq names its product zinc finger protein 84-like. Bases 290 to 1168 code for a protein of 292 amino acids. Gene Ontology annotation, molecular function: DNA-binding transcription factor activity; RNA polymerase II cis-regulatory region sequence-specific DNA binding. Gene Ontology annotation, biological process: regulation of transcription by RNA polymerase II. Lineage: Eukaryota; Metazoa; Arthropoda; Insecta; Diptera; Cecidomyiidae. The record is from RefSeq and is a predicted model, not a curated record. The transcript has a single exon.